AUGGCUCGACUGCCCGGCAGCGCGGGGCUCCUCCUCAGCGUGGGGGUGCUGGCGGCGCUGCCGGCCGCGAGCCGGGCGCUCCGCCUGAGGAAGCCGCGGCCCCGGAGCCCCGCGAGGCUGGCGGAGGUAUCAGCCUUCCCAGAUCCCGGCUCUCCUAGGGAAGAAGAGGGGAACCCACUGCUCCCCAGAACCCUUCAGGCAGGCCCAUGCCGUCAUAGGUGCCGGGCUCUCAGUGAGCCGGCAGCCCUGAGCCCAGACAGGGCGGCCCCUCCCAGGACCCUGGAGGACACUCCCUUGCUGCUUGAGCUGCAGAAGCUGCGGGGAUUGGCCAACACAGACUUGAGUGCCCCAAACCCCAAUAUCCAGGUGGCCGUUGAGGUGGUGGAGGAGCCCCAGGCCGAGGUGGAGAUGGACCUACCGGCCGAGCCCAGCCGCUGCUGGCCCCAGGGUGCCUCAAGCUGGCUGCCCGCCAAGGAGCCCUUCUGGCCCCUAUUCUGCGGCCACCUGGAGGGCGAGGAGGGGAGGACUGAUCUCAAGGGCAGAGCCCCAGGGGACGAAGAGGGGGAGGAGGGUUACCCUGCAGAGCACGGUGAGAGCAAGGCCCAGGAGGACAGCGAUGAGGAGGCGGAGCCCGGGCUCAGGGCAGACAGCUGGGAGCAGGGCUGGCUGGCCCCCGGGCACUGGGCCUUCAAGGACUGCCUUGACCCAGACUAUGAGCUUCCAGAGGAGUGGAGCCCCUGGUCUCCCUGUGGUGGGAGCUGCAGCAGCGGCAGCCAGAGGAGGACUUGGCCCUGCGGCUCCACCUGCACGGCCACCGAGUCCCGAGCCUGCGACCUGCCCCCUUGUCCUGGCACCGAGGACAAGGACCCCUUGGGCUUCCCCAGUGAACGGUGGCAGCCCCUGGCCCACAAUGCUAUGCACAUGCUCGGUCCAGAUGUGGACAGCUGUGAGAAAUGGCUGAACUGCAAGAGUGACUUCCUGGCCAAGUACCUGAGUCACGUGCUGCAGGACCUGCCCGGCUGCCCCUGCACGUACCCGCUGGAGGCCGUGUCCAGCCCCGUGAGCCUGCAGGAUGCACCCCGGGGCCGCAGCUUCCGCUGGAGGGAUGCGAGUGGCCCGCGGGAGUGCCUGGCCCUGUAGCAGCCCUCGGCGCGCUUCUGCUUGCGCUCCCCGCCGUUGGUGGCCAGCUGCGCCCUGGCCGCCCAGCACCGCCGCUGGCGCGGCAGCCAGCUGCUGACCUGGGGCAAGGGCGCUGGCGCUCCCGACCUCGUCAGCACCCACUUCUCGCCCAAGCUGCCCUUCAGGGUGGCCACGCUGCCCUGGAUCCUCUGCAAGGGGGACUGGAGCCGCUACCAUGCCGCGUGGUCCCCAGACAACGGCCGGGCCUGCGCCGACAACCCUCCUGAGGACGAAUACCUGGCCCAGUUGCAGGAGGCUAAGGAGUACUAA
Odobenus rosmarus divergens (Pacific walrus) is the source of this 1449-nucleotide messenger RNA. It is a transcript of the gene ISM2, whose product is annotated as isthmin 2 homolog (zebrafish). The record is from RefSeq and is a predicted model, not a curated record. NCBI's taxonomy places the organism in Eukaryota, Metazoa, Chordata, Mammalia, Carnivora, Odobenidae.